UUCUCAAUGCCUGCCCCAAGCAAGGGCUUCAGGAUGUCACACAGUAGCUGACUCCGUCCGGAGCGCAGCGGUGGCUGGGACCCAGCGAGAGCCUGCAGACGAGUCCAGAGGAAAGACAAGCAACAUAAUUUAAAGCAGACUGUGUCCCAAAUAAGGUGAUUUCCCUGAAAAUGCCUCCCUUCUGAAGUUAUGGGUGAGCCUCUUGGCGUCCUGAAUGGGUGAAGCUGAGGAGUAGUUUCGUCAGUACCAGGAGUGAACCGGUUUGGAAUAGCUGGAUAUGCUUUUUAAAGACAUGAUAAGCCGUGUUUGGGGACGAGAGAAACCCUUGAAACAAGAACCAUGAAACUGUACAUCUUCUUCUUCCUGGCAGUGGUGAACAGAGGGACCUCUAACUACCAGCCCACAGAGGGGAUGUCCUGUGAAAUGGCAAACUCACAGGCAUUUUGCCACAACAAAGACCUCCACCAGAUCCCUCGUGAGCUCCAUCCGAGUGUAAACAAAAUAGAUCUGUCUGGAAAUCUGAUUCAGAGCAUCCCCAAAACAGCAUUAUCAUUUUACAACUCCCUCCAGUGCCUGGAUUUAAGCUCUAACCAGAUAAGCUUCAUCACACCUGGAGUCUUUGCACACAUGACCAGUUUGCUGGAAAUAAAUUUAGCCAACAAUCACUUAUAUGAGCUUGCUCAGAAUGGGACAGAAGGGAUUGGGCUUUUACCCAAAGUGGAAAUACUGGACUUGUCCCACAACAGUCUGUACAAUGGGAUGGCUGAGUAUUUCAUUAAAGAAGCUCCAGCACUGCGGUAUCUUUCCUUGGCAGACAACAGUAUUAUAAAGAUAUCACACAAGAUGUUUCACGGGUCUCCCAAUCUCGUGGAGAUAGAUCUUCAGAGUAAUAUCAUCAUGGAAAUAGAAGAAGGUGCUUUUGAGACUCUAGUGAACCUUUCCAAACUCAAUCUCUCCAUGAAUUCAAUUACUUGCAUCUCUGAUUUCAACCUCAGGCAGCUGGAGAUACUUGACCUUAGCAGGAAUAGCAUUGAGACCUUCCACACCACCAAAUCGGAUGAUGAAUACAGCUUAAGAUGUUUGGACCUGAGUGAAAACAAACUGUUUCGCUUCCCAGUCUUCCCCCAGGUAAAUAAGCUGGUAACUCUGAAUUUAUCUAAGAAUUUAAUCCAGCUCACAGCUGAAUCCCCUCAUAAUAAAAUGGAUCGUAUGGAACACGAGUGGCUAGAUGCUUCUUUUCACCUUCUUGGUCAGAAGCAAAGUAGAAACAACAGUUCUCUAUAUUUAUCCCAUCUUGUAUAUUUAGACUUAAGUUAUAAUGAAAUCAAAUCUAUUCCAGAUGAGUUCUUUGAAUCAAUGUUGUCCCUUCACACCCUUAAUCUCAGUAGAAACUGUCUUCAGGCGUUUGCAGUAACUUAUGACAGCACAUUGAUCUCCCUGACUGUCCUUGACUUGAGCUACAAUGCCUUGCAGAACCUUCUCCUAGAUGCUGGCACGCUGUCAAAUUUGAAGGAGCUCUAUAUUCAAAACAACCAUCUUCAGACCCUGCAAUUUAAUAUAUUCUCAGGUCUCCCUAGCCUCAGACUGCUCAACCUACAGAGCAAUAAUAUCAGCCUUUGCAGCAUGUACUCAGGGUUAGCUAAGCAAAGACUUGCCGGAGAGGAAAACGGCUGUGUAUCAUUCGUUGAUUCUCCUGCUCUUCGGUACUUGUACCUAGCUGACAACAUGCUGAACAUCCUCCCAGCACACACUUUCUACAAGACUUCUCUGAUUGUCUUGGAUCUCUCCAUGAACCCUGGGCUGAAAAUAGAAGUUAAAGCAUUAUCAGGACUGGAAAAUUCCCUGGAAUAUUUGUAUUUACAUGGCAAUAGCCUGAUAAAUUUAAACAUUGACUUGCCUUGUUUUAGUCACCUUAAACAUUUAAACCUCUCUGAGAAUCAGCUGAACUGGUUGCCUAAGUGGGGUAGUGACUCUCCACUGGAAGUUCUGGACCUACGGAACAAUAGGUUCAGUACAUUACAGAACAGCAAUAUUUUAGCAUUAGAAAAUUCCCUUAAGGACUUGUAUCUCACUGGGAACCCACUCAACUGCUGUGGAAACAUCUGGCUCUCAUCAAUGAUCCAGAACAAAAACGUCCAGAUCCCCAACGUGGAGCACUUAACGUGUCAGUACACUCAGAACUUUGGGUACCAGGAGGAAAUGCACAUUGGGAACAUUAGACCAGAAGACUGUGAAAAAGAGGAUCUGAAGAAAAUCAACUUCCUGAUUAUAUUAACGUUUGUCUUGGUUCUGUCCAUCAUCAUCAUUGGCGUGGGUUCGUUCUUCUGCUUCCGCAGGCAGAACUUCAGCCAUCAAUUUAAAGCCUAGGAACACAAAAUGCCUUGAAACAAAUGAAGAAAUCAGGUGCUACACUACAGGUGUGUAGGAAUGAAGGGCAGAAGUCUCACCUUUGAUUUUGAACUGUGGAUUUUAAGGCAGUUUCAAAGUGGCCCUGAGCUGCACCACUAUGGUGCUCUGGGUUGCAGGGACUGAAAGGAGAGUUUGCACUUGCUUCGUUCCCAAGCAGCCCUGCUAUAAAAGUUUAAACGGUGGUAGAAGAGGCCACAGGUGCUGCUGUUUUGAGGGACAUAUUUAAACCAGACCAAAAGAAAAAUCCCUCUGAGGUCUUCAGAGUUCUCCCUAAGCUCAGAGGUAUUUUGUGAUGCCGCCUUGCUUGAUGCAAAGUGAGCAUUGUCACUGCAAUCCCUUCUUAUGACAGUCUUGGAUGACAUCAGCAGAGUAGGAAAGCCCCUCUUGAACACAUGUGCUGCCAUGAGAUAUUUUGAUUUGAACUGAGAUUUGCUUUUUCCUAACUGGUUAGCUCCUAAUUUCUGACACUGAAAUUGCACAAACCUGUGCCAGAGAGGGUCAACGUUCAGUCUUUCGCUCCUUGGAGUUCGUUGCAAAUCUCCCACGAGUUCCAAGCCAAUGAGAACUUAGCUAUAAAAAAGGGUAUUACAGUUUGUGUCUAUUGUUUUCAUGGCUGCCAUUUCGAAAAUCUAUGGCUGGCUGUGGGAACCAAAGACCCUGAUGGCAGGAACCUCUUUGGACACCUUCUUUUGAUUGUCCCUACUGGGACAAGACAAGAGAGGCAGAUGAGGUCUGUUUUUCUUGGCACUUCAUACCCACAGGGACAUAAAAGAAAUCUCAGGUGGGAAGCAGCUGCACUAUGUGUUACCCAGAUCUGCUCAGAAGGCAACAGGUCCACAGUUUAACUCAAAGAGGAGAAACUUGCCCCUCACGUGCAAUACAUAUUUAACUGGGUUUAAUGUGAAGAAAUUCAUCUCUGGGGUGAAAGCUUUUCAAUAGGAAGAAAAAUCUUGGAGAAUGGAUUUCAACCAGCUAACAUUGGACUGAAAAGUUUCUAUUUCUAAGGGAAACUGUUUGGCAACUCACUGCAUAUAGUUGCAUUUCAAUGCAAAAGAAUAAUGUACCUAUUUUUAAAGGUCAGGGGAGGUUAGACAACAAAAAGGUGUUUUACAGACACUGAUGUGACAUGAUACACAGGGAACCUAGUCCUGGGCCAUUAUUCAGAUCAGAUAUACACUGUCUCUUCCUUAAAGAUAUUGUGGUCUAGAGCACUGGCUGCAAGAAAAGUGACGUAGGUCCUCAUUCUGUGAUGGGUUUGACAUGGCCAACCUGUUCAUAGAAUCAUACAGUGGUAGGGGUUGGAAGGGACCUUUAGAGAUCAUCCAGUCCAACCCCCCUGCUCAAGCAGGUCUCACCUAGAUCAGGUCACACAGGAAAGCGUCCAGCUGGGUCUUGAAGACAAGCUGACACUGAUAUAUCUUAUGUCCUGUACUCUGACAGCAAAUUCACCCUUUUGAAGUGAGAAAGGCUCAGCCAACAGUGUGAGCCUGACCUGGGUUUCAAUGGCUUCAAAAGGAGUUGUAUCAGGUUUCCUGUUAAUGGCAGGAAUUGUACAUGAAGGCAUAUGACAGAAAUAGAGGUCAACCCAAAACCUCCACAGGUAAAUAACUCAGAGUCGAAUUGCUGCUCCAUUUCUAUUUCUUCCAGCUAGUGAAUGUCAAAAGUAACACACUACAAAGCAAAUAAAAGGUGUAUAAUUCUAUUUUUGAAGCAGUUAUGUAAGAGACUGGCUGGCAGUUUUCACUGUGGAAUUUUGUACAAUAAAAACACCUCUGGAUUUUGUAAAAAGCACAGGGUUGUGAAUAUAUU
Messenger RNA from Colius striatus (speckled mousebird), 4218 nucleotides. It is a transcript of the gene LRRC32, whose product is annotated as leucine rich repeat containing 32. Lineage: Eukaryota; Metazoa; Chordata; Aves; Coliiformes; Coliidae. The coding region runs from base 340 to 2367 and encodes 675 amino acids. Gene Ontology annotation, molecular function: protein binding. The record is from RefSeq and is a predicted model, not a curated record. The transcript has 3 exons.